AGUACGUGCCCGGAUGAGUCCUUAUGGAAGCUUCAGCUCGUAAUGUUACCGGUUAUACACAAGGUGGGAGUCCAGUCUGAACAGUGUAGCUUGUCAUUUCACCGCACAGCGGGCAAACGGGGCGAACUAGCGUGACUUUUCAAGAUGGUGCAGCUGCAUGUGAAGCGUGGAGAUGAAAGCCAGUUUCUUUUCAACACCUCCGUGGACGCGCCUCUGGAGACGGUGAUCCAGCAAAUUACAGCCAUUUACAACGGGAGACUCAAAGUGGACAGAAUAUGUUCAGAGAUCCCAGAGCUGGCAGACCACGGCAUCACGCUACCGCCCAACAUGCAGGGGCUGACAGAGGAGCAGACUGUGGAGCUGAGGCUGAAGGAUGAAUGGGAAGACAAGUGCGUGCCCAGCGGAGGGCCAGUAGUCAGGAGGGAUGAGAUUGGGAGGAGGAACGGACAAGCUCCAAAUGAUAAAAUGAAAGAGGUGUUGAUGAGAACAGUGGAGGAGGCAAAGGCCCUGGUUUCCAAAAAACAAGUUCAAGCUAAUGUUUGUGUCACCAUGGAGAUGGUAAAAGAGGCCCUGGAUCAGCUAAGGGGUGCAGUCAUGAUUGUGUAUCCCAUGGGGCUGCCUCCUCAUGACCCCAUCGGGUUGGAGUUUGAGGACCGGGAAGACCUUUCAGGAACACAGGCGUCUCUGCAGGUGAUCGCAGAGGACGAGUGCCAGCUAUGGUGGGCUGCCAAAGAAAUGCAGAGGGGGAAAAAACUGCAGGACUACAUCGGCAAAAAUGAAAAGACGAAGCUUGUGGUCAAAAUCCAGAAAAAAGGGCAGGGGGCACCAGCGAGAGAGCCUUUGAUCACAGAUGAGCAGCAGAAGCAGAUGAUGAUGCAUUACUACAGGAGGCAGGAGGAGCUCAAGAAACUGGAGGAGGCAGACGAUGAUAGCCACCUGGACUCAGAGUGGUCAGACAGACAGGCCCUCAAAAAACAGUUUCAAGGCCUCACCAAUAUCAAAUGGGGGCCGAGAUGAAGACCAGUACAUGCAACUGACUAAGAUGCCUUAUCACAAUCCUGAAAUCUGCUUUCUGUCUGUUUUUGAGGUCUUCCAGAGAAUAUUGGAUAAAGCAGAUAUGUCCUGUAUGUCUGAACUGAUCUGUGAAGAAGACAUCCGGACACGUUGUAUGACACGUUGAAGUCACAUGAAAAACCUGAUUUAUCUGAACUUUACUGAUUGACUGUUUUAGUCUUGUUGUAAAUUUACAUUUGUAUUGAAACUGU
Molecule: messenger RNA, 1265 nt
Organism: Chelmon rostratus (copperband butterflyfish)
Lineage: Eukaryota; Metazoa; Chordata; Actinopteri; Chaetodontiformes; Chaetodontidae
Gene: cfap298
Product: cilia and flagella associated protein 298
Exons: 8
Coding region: 145-1017 (290 amino acids)
Biological process (GO): regulation of cilium movement
Source: RefSeq, a predicted model, not a curated record